Molecule: messenger RNA, 1618 nt
Organism: Clupea harengus (Atlantic herring)
Lineage: Eukaryota; Metazoa; Chordata; Actinopteri; Clupeiformes; Clupeidae
Gene: msh4
Product: mutS protein homolog 4-like
Exons: 9
Biological process (GO): mismatch repair; reciprocal meiotic recombination
Cellular component (GO): nucleus
Molecular function (GO): ATP binding; ATP-dependent DNA damage sensor activity; mismatched DNA binding
Source: RefSeq, a predicted model, not a curated record
GCUUCAUUUGAUUUUUGUGCAUCGGGAGGGGAAAGAAGAGUACUCUCCCCUUCAAGGUUGGGGGUUACCUGCUAGAAUUCCACGUUUAAAUUGAUAGAGACUGUGUUUGUCUGACAAAAUGACGAAUAGCAACAAAGAUUAUUACAUCGGCCUUUUGAUUGGUCAGAUUGCCUGUUAGAGAAAACCCCCGCGAAAGGAAGGUAGACACACCAGGGACAAGUAUGUUUCACAACGGCGUAGGCCACUUGCAUAGCAUAUAAUAAACGUAAAUCGCGGUUAAUUUCAAUCCCGCGCGCGUCAGUUUUGCCCCUCCCCCCAAAUCUAACACCUUCAUCCCAAGUAGCUACGUGCGAUAUUUUGUCUGUCCGCCGAAGGCUUCUGGAGAAAGUGACCACAGCGAUAAAUCAGACCUGAUUUGAGAGUAUUGGGUUAAUCAGUGCAAACCAAUUUGCAGUCUGCCAUCUGCAGUUUUCGCCCAUUUUCUUUUACAUUUUAUUUACCGAUAAUAAACGUGUGAUCCAUCUUUAAAAUGGGGGAAAGUGCACUAAUCUCGAAUGACAGCCUGAGCGCCACUGUUAAACAUUUCAAUACAAAAACAUUUUUUUCUUCAGAAGGACAGUCAUCCCCAUCACUUCUUGGCCCAUACACUAGGAGUUCUAGUUCCCUUUCAGACACUCCACAGACUGACACAAAUGCUUCUGGUCAGUUGACCCAUACUUUCAGAGGUUUCAAGCGAAAUGCAGGGACUCCGAGGGUGAGGAGAACACCAAGAGCAUCCAAUGUACAGACCCCUCAGACAGACCACACCACACUAACAACUGGUUCCUCUGCAACGUCAACCAAUGCUGCUUCAGUCAUUGUUGCCGUGGUGGAGGGGCGUGGUUUGGCCAGGGGUGAAAUAGGCAUGGCCAGCAUCAACCUGAAAUGUCCGGAGCUUGUGUUAUCACAGUUUGCAGACACCGGUACCUAUGCAAAGGUGAUAAGCAAACUCCACGUCUUGAUGCCUUUGGAGAUUUUGAUGCCAGACACAGUCAGUGAAAAGGGCAAGGGCACAAAGCUCUAUAACCUAAUCACAGAAAACUUUCAGAGUGUGACUCUCACUACAGUACAGAGAAAAUACUUUAAUGAGAGAAAAGGUUUUGAGUACAUCCAGCAACUUAGUGCUCCAGAAAUCAGCACAGUUUUCAUGGAAGUCCAAACCAAGUAUUACUGCCUAGCUGCAUCGGCUGCCCUUCUUAAGUACUUCGAAUUUGUUCAGAAUUCCAUUUAUGCCCCACGAUCCCUGAAAGUGAGCUUCCAAGGCAGUGAUCAGACAGCUAUGAUAGACUCUGCCUCUGCCAGCAACCUGGAGCUGGUGGUCAACAACAGAGAUCACCGGAGUGAUCAGUGCUUGCUGGGUGUGCUGAACUACACUAAAACUCCAGGAGGUGAGAGAAGACUUCGCUCUAACAUUCUGGAGCCUCUUCUGGAUGUGGAUACCAUCAAUAUCCGCCUAGACACCUUACAGGAAUUCCUGGAAGAGGAGGAGCUAUUUUUUGGUCUGAAAAACGCCAUCUCACAUUUUCUGGAUAUAGAUCAGCUGCUGUCUGUCCUCAUCCAGAUUCCAAAACAGGAGACG